Messenger RNA from Camellia sinensis, 657 nucleotides. RefSeq names its product protein SMALL AUXIN UP-REGULATED RNA 12. NCBI's taxonomy places the organism in Eukaryota, Viridiplantae, Streptophyta, Magnoliopsida, Ericales, Theaceae. The record is from RefSeq and is a predicted model, not a curated record. Gene Ontology annotation, biological process: response to auxin.
ACUCUAUCCCUUCACCACCACCACCUUUACUAUCUAUCUCAAACAACUCUCUCAAAACCUAAAAUGGCCAUUAGAAAAUCAAACAAACUACCACAAACUGCAGUUCUCAAGCAAAUUCUCAAGAGAUGCUCAAGCUUGACAAAGAAACACAGCUAUGACAACGAUGACAAUGGUCUUCCUCUUGACGUACCAAAAGGCCAUUUUGCAGUCUAUGUGGGAGAAAAUAGGAGCAGACACAUUGUUCCAAUCUCAUUCUUGUCUCAUCCUCAAUUCCAAUGCCUUCUUCGACGUGCUGAAGAAGAGUUUGGCUUCGAUCACGAUAUGGGUCUCACAAUUCCUUGUGAAGAAGUUGUUUUUCGAUCUCUAACAUCAAUGCUUGGAUGAGAGUGUGAUGAUUAUUUCUUUGGAGAGAGAUGACUAAGAUGAAGCAGUAUUAAAAAGUACUACUGCUCUUUUUUUAACAUCUUUCUUCACUUGUAGUUUUUUUUUUUUUUUUGGUUUUUUAAAACCCUUUUGGAGGUUUGAUUGUUUGAUGACUUUUUUCUUUUUUCUUUUUUUUUCCGGGUUAGAUUUGUAUAAAGUUUGGGAUUUUUCCUCAUAGAGGUGUGUUGUUAUAACCCUGUGAGAGAACUUGAUGUUUAAGCAAGGAAACUGAUU